Molecule: messenger RNA, 740 nt
Organism: Gryllus bimaculatus (two-spotted cricket)
Lineage: Eukaryota; Metazoa; Arthropoda; Insecta; Orthoptera; Gryllidae
Source: the annotation of a GenBank genome assembly
CCAGUCGGAGGCGGGAUGGCAACCUCAGCGCGCGCGGACGUGCUGGCGAGGCGGGCGCUGUUCUCCGCGCUGAUACUCGCGGCGGUCGUGGCUGCAGCGGCGGGGGAAGACCCAUAUGCGGAUUGUGCUCAAGUAUACAAAUGUGCGAGCCUCAUUGUCACGCAGUAUAUGAAUAAAUUGGCAAAGGACUGCAACGGUGAUGGCCGAGUGAACUGCGACGACUUCGCAAUGUCACACCACAACGGAGGCUACAGCUGCCAUCUGCCCCUCAACCGCACCGCCGCAGGCCAAAAGUACUUGGAGCGCUAUUUGAAGUGCAGGGGCAAGGAUGAAGAUGACGAUCCUCUGGGACUAGCAGUGGCCGCCUCCUAAGAUGGUUUCCUGUGGUGCAUUUUGUGGAUCUUGUGAGGAAGAUGCGGCUAGAAGUUCUCAGAGAAAUCAACAGAUGUAAGAGUGCGAAUUUUAAAUUAAACAAGGUGCCCGUGCUGUUCAUUCAUAUUAAUUUAUUGCUAGAGUAACUAUUAUUACCAACUGUAUGUAUGAGAACACUGAAGAAAAGAAGGUUUUAGAAAAUGUGUUAUUGAACAUUAUCUGUAUUAUUAACUAGACCAUAAUUAACAUGUCAUUUCUGAUGGAUCGUUGAACAAAUCUAAUAAACAUUAGCUUGAGGAUAAGCAUGCUUGUUUGUUUGUUUCUAGCACCAUUAUAUUUUUCACAAAUACAAAAAUUAGGAUACCGAU